Molecule: messenger RNA, 1680 nt
Organism: Oncorhynchus gorbuscha (pink salmon)
Lineage: Eukaryota; Metazoa; Chordata; Actinopteri; Salmoniformes; Salmonidae
Product: bcl-2-like protein 1
Exons: 3
Coding region: 444-1130 (228 amino acids)
Biological process (GO): intrinsic apoptotic signaling pathway in response to DNA damage; negative regulation of intrinsic apoptotic signaling pathway; extrinsic apoptotic signaling pathway in absence of ligand
Cellular component (GO): mitochondrial outer membrane
Molecular function (GO): protein heterodimerization activity; protein homodimerization activity
Source: RefSeq, a predicted model, not a curated record
ACAACUUCCUCAUUUUUUUCUGGUUACAUUAGUCAGUCAAACAACUAAGCAAACCAGACCGAGCUGCAUUGUUUAUUAGAGAACCUCCCCGUUAAGCAGACCGGAACGGAGCAUUUUAUUUCCAAUGGUAAACGGCUUGAGUGAACUAUCUUUUAUUUUUCCACUAUCUUUGGCAAUAGUACAUUUCACUUCUCUCCUCGGAUUUUGACAGCAGGAUUGAUACGUUUUCAGAAAAUAGGAUUAAAGCCACUCGCUAAGAGUGUUGCCGUUGACUAGGGCCUGAGCCACUGUACCAGCCUUGUUUUUAUUGUCUUCAAGACGUCUAUUUUCUGCAUACCCAGAAUGACACAGAUUGGAUUAAACACAGAGGACUGAUCCAAAGAGGUGUGUCGCGAGCAGGUAAAACCGAGAGCCUGGGGCAAAGAAGAAAGAAAAGACAAGGAAUGAUGACUUACAACAACAGAGAACUGGUGGUGUACUAUAUCACCUAUAAACUAUCACAGAGGGACUACCCCUUCAACCACAUGGAGCUCACAGAAGCCCAGAAUCGGACUGAGGGAGGACAGGUGGAAGGGGGUGCGGCAGUCAUGACAUACGUCUAUGGGACGAGUCCUGGUACUCCUCCACCACGGCAGUCGCCCCCCUCCUCCCCUCGGCGGACAGCGGGCCUGGACGCAGUGAAAGAGGCAUUGCGGGACUCUGCCAACGAGUUUGAGUUGCGUUAUGCCAGAGCUUUCAGUGACCUGUCCUCCCAGCUACACAUCACGCCGUCCACAGCCUAUCAGAGCUUUGAGAACGUGAUGGACGAGGUGUUCCGGGACGGUGUCAACUGGGGACGGGUGGUGGGCCUGUUUGCUUUCGGAGGGGCCCUCUGUGUAGAAUGUGUGGACAAGGAGAUGAACCCCUUGGUGGGAAGGAUCACAGACUGGAUGACCGUCUAUCUGGACAACCACAUCCAGCCCUGGAUCCAGAGCCAAGGAGGAUGGGACCGGUUUGCAGAGAUCUUUGGGAUGGACGCUGCAGCCGAGAGCAGGAAGUCUCAGGAGAGCUUUAAGAAGUGGUUUCUGGCGGGGAUGACCCUGGUCACGGGAGUCGUCGUAGGGUCACUCUUCGCUCAGAAACGCCUGUGAGAACGACAGCCACAACAGACGCCGUCUUGUACGAGGUGGAAUGAAGGAAUUAGUUUAACUUUUCUUAUUUCUCCUUUUUAAUUUCCAAGAAAAUACAUGAUUAUGUUUGAACCUUCCAUCCCACCAUACACUGAGGACUCUGACAAACUGUUGAGAUUAAGGACAGCGUGACGGUCACUUAUGUUACCCUCAUCAAAGACCUCCCUGCAACACCCUAAAAACACCAGAAAAUGGAGGGAGGUAUCUAGAACUGUCUUGACCUCCCUGCAACACCCUAAAAACACCAGAAAAUGGAGGGAGGUAUCUAGAACUGUCUUGGGCCAAACCUUCCUGUUUUCCCCUUUAGUUUACUCUUUCCUGUUGACCUUUUCUCCAAUUGCUGUAUUAAUUAGUUGUUUUUUUUUACAAAUGUAAAAGUGAUUCAGAAACAAGCUAGCGCAUCAUAUUAGGCGCAUUGGCCUGAAAUUAGUGAGGUAAUUUAAAUUGUUGUGUGUGUUCAUUGGUUUGUUUUUUUUGUUGUUUUUUUACCAUUAAAACCCACGUGAUCAUU